This is a messenger RNA of Ictidomys tridecemlineatus (thirteen-lined ground squirrel), 3069 nucleotides long. NCBI's taxonomy places the organism in Eukaryota, Metazoa, Chordata, Mammalia, Rodentia, Sciuridae. The record is from RefSeq and is a predicted model, not a curated record.
CGCUGCUACUGACGGCGACCGUCCCGCCGAGCCGGGGCCGCUCCACCGGGCAGCCAGAAGAUGUGGAUGAGUGUGCCCACGGGCUAGAUGACUGCCAUACAGAUGCCCUGUGUCAGAACACACCCACCUCUUACAAGUGCUCCUGCAAACCUGGCUACCAAGGGCAGGGCAGGCAGUGUGAAGAUGUGGACGAGUGCCUGGAGAACAAUGGCGGCUGCCAGCACACCUGUGUCAACGUCAUGGGGAGCUACGAGUGCCGCUGCAAGGAGGGCUUUUUCCUGAGUGACAAUCAGCACACGUGCAUUCACCGUUUAGAAGAGGGUCUGAGCUGCAUGAAUAAGGAUCAUGGCUGUAGUCACAUCUGCAAGGAGGCACCGAAGGGAAGUGUUGCCUGCGAGUGUAGGCCUGGUUUUGAGCUGGCCAAGAACCAGAGAGACUGCAUUUUGACCUGUAACCAUGGAAAUGGUGGGUGUCAGCACUCCUGCGAAGACACGGCUGAAGGGCCCGAGUGUAGCUGCCAUCCACAGUACAAGUUGCACACAGAUGGGAAGAGCUGCCUUGAGCGAGAGGACACUGCCCUGGAGAUGACAGAGAACAAUGCCACAUCAGUGGCAGAUGGGGAUAAGCGUGUGAAACGGAGGCUGCUCAUGGAAACAUGUGCUGUCAACAAUGGAGGCUGUGAUCGCACCUGCAAGGAUACUUCAACAGGUGUUCACUGCAGUUGUCCAGUGGGAUUCACUCUCCAGUUGGAUGGGAAGACAUGUAAAGAUAUUGAUGAGUGCCAGAUCCGAAAUGGAGGUUGUGAUCACUUCUGCAAAAAUACUGUGGGCAGUUUUGAUUGUAGCUGCACAAAAGGAUUUAAAUUAUUAACAGAUGAGAAGUCUUGCCAAGAUGUGGAUGAGUGCUCUUUGGAUAGGACCUGUGACCACAGCUGUAUUAACCACCCUGGCACAUUUGCUUGUGCUUGCAACAAAGGGUACACUCUCUAUGGCUUCACCCACUGUGGAGACACCAACGAGUGCAGCAUCAACAACGGAGGCUGUCAGCAGGUCUGUGCAAACACAGUGGGCAGCUAUGAAUGCCAGUGCCAUCCCGGGUACAAGCUCCACUGGAAUAAAAAGGACUGUGUGGAAGUGAAGGGGUUCCUGUCCACUAGUGUGUCACCUCAUGUGUCCCUGCAUUGUGGGAAGAGUGGUGGAGGAGACAGGUGCUUCCUAAGAUGUCACUCUGGCAUUCACCUCUCUUCAGGACUGCAAGAGGCCUAUUCUGUCACCUGCGGCUCUUCUUCUCCUCUCAGGAGCAAACAGCAAAAAUCAAAUGACUCUGCUUUUGGGGGUAACUUCUCUCACUUGUUUCUUUCUGAAGAUGUCACCACCAUCAGGACAAGUGUAACCUUUAAGUUAAAUGAAGGCAAGUGUAGUUUGAAAAAGGCUGAGCUGUUUCCCGAGGGUCUGCGACCAGCACUACCAGAGAAGCACAGCUCAGUAAAAGAGAGCUUUCGCUACGCAAACCUUACAUGCAGCCCUGGCAAGCAAGUCCCAGGACCCCCUGGCCGAUCAAGCACCCCUAAGGAAAUGUUUAUCACUGUUGAGUUUGAGCGUGAAACUUACCAAAAGGAGGUGACAGCUUCUUGUGAUCUGAGCUGUAUUGUGAAGCGAACAGAGAAGCGGCUACGGAAGGCCAUCCGCACGCUCAGGAAGGCUGCCCACAGGGAGCAGUUUCACCUUCAGCUCUCAGGCAUGGACCUUGAUGUGACUAAAAAGUCUCCCAGAACAUCAGAACAGCAGGCAGAGUCCUGUGGAGUGGGCCAGGGCCAUGUAGAAAACCAAUGCGUCAGUUGCAGGGCUGGGACAUAUUAUGAUGGAGCACAAGAACGCUGCAUUUUAUGUCCAAAUGGAACCUUCCAAAAUGAGGAAGGACAGAUCACUUGUCAACCAUGCCCAAGACCAGAAAAUCUUGGGUCCUUAAAGACCCCAGAAGCUUGGAAUGUGUCUGAAUGUGGAGGUCUGUGCCAACCUGGAGAAUAUUCUGCAGAUGGCUUUAAACCUUGCCAGCUCUGUGCCCUGGGCACAUUCCAGCCUGAAGCUGGCCGAACUUCUUGCUUCCCCUGUGGAGGAGGGCUCCCCACCAAACAUCUGGGAGCAACUUCCUUCCAGGACUGUGAAACCAGAGUUCAGUGUUCACCUGGACAUUUCUACAACACCACCACUCACCGAUGUAUUCGCUGCCCAGCGGGGACAUACCAGCCCGAAUUUGGAAAAAAUAACUGUAUUUCUUGUCCAGGAAACACUACAACGGACUUUGAUGGCUCCACAAACAUUACCCAAUGUAAAAACAGAAGAUGUGGCGGGGAGCUGGGAGAUUUCACAGGAUACAUUGAAUCCCCAAACUAUCCAGGCAAUUACCCAGCCAACACCGAGUGUACCUGGACCAUCAACCCACCUCCCAAGCGCCGCAUCUUAAUUGUGGUCCCUGAGAUCUUCCUACCCAUAGAGGACGACUGUGGAGACUACCUGGUGAUGCGGAAAACCUCAUCGUCCAAUUCAGUGACAACCUAUGAAACCUGCCAGACCUACGAACGCCCCAUCGCCUUCACCUCCAGGUCAAAGAAGCUGUGGAUUCAAUUUAAGUCCAAUGAAGGGAACAGUGCCAGAGGGUUUCAGGUCCCAUAUGUGACGUAUGACGAAGACUACCAAGAACUCAUUGAAGAUAUUGUUCGAGAUGGCAGGCUCUACGCAUCUGAGAACCACCAGGAAAUACUUAAGGAUAAGAAACUGAUCAAGGCUCUGUUUGAUGUCCUGGCCCACCCCCAGAACUAUUUCAAGUAUACAGCCCAGGAGUCCCGAGAGAUGUUUCCAAGAUCUUUCAUCCGAUUGCUACGUUCCAAAGUUUCCAGGUUUUUGAGGCCUUACAAAUGAGUGCCCACAUGCCACAAAUGUUCGGCUGUGGGCUUGGUGGGAUGGAGCCGUCUGUCUGCCUUCCACACAGUUCGGAUAUUGCCGUCUCCAGUAUCAGUGACUCAUUAGAGUUAAAUUUUUAUAGAUAAUACAGAUAUUUUGGUAAACUGCA